Dibothriocephalus latus is the source of this 384-nucleotide messenger RNA. The record is from the annotation of a GenBank genome assembly. NCBI's taxonomy places the organism in Eukaryota, Metazoa, Platyhelminthes, Cestoda, Diphyllobothriidea, Diphyllobothriidae.
AUGAGCUCGUCUCUUGGACCACUUCUAGCUGACAUAUUCAUGGGCAAGCUGGAUAAAUUUCAAUUAAGUGACCAGAUCCACCGGUUAAAACACUAUGGUCGCUACAUGGAUGAUAUCUUCGCCAUCGCUGAAACCGAAACCGAUGUAGACGCACUCUUGAACAUUAUCAGCCAAGCACAUUCAUCCAUUAAGUUCACGUAUGAGGUGGAAACGGCAGGUUCUCUUCCCUUCUUGGACGUCCUCCUAAGUCUUCGUCCUGACGAUAGCGUCCAAACGUGCGUUUAUGGAAAGGAAACCUGGUCCGGACAGUACACGAAUUUUAAAAUUUUUUGUACCCCUUCAACAGAAGCGAAAUCAAGUCCGCUGCUUAGUUCAAAUGGCUAG